AUGCCGCCAGAAUCAAAAAGUAAUCUUACAUGCAUCGCUUGCACCAAUACAACAAAAGAUUGCCAAAAUGUAUUAAUGCAGGUCAUACUGGCUCUGGAGAAUGCAUUGGAGGUCUAUCGGAAAUUGGCACCUUUUGUGAGGAAAUCUUAUGCGAGAAAUACGUUGGGACAUGAUGUGUAUGUGGUGGAGGGACAGUUGAGGAGGGCGUUACAGAGACUUUAUAAGGUUGAUGUUGCAGAGGAGGAGGGGAGAGAAAUCUUGGGUAAGUUGGCGGGGGAAGAUGAGAGUGAGGGGUUGGGAAAUCUGCCUCUUUUUAGGGUGGUUAAUGAUGAGAAGACGACGAAGGGUUGUGAAUUGGAGGGAAGUCGGAAGGGAGAGAGAGGAAUGAAUUUUCCAAUUUUGAAACUCGAUGCUGGAUUUUCUGAUGUCAAGGUUCCGUUUAUGGAUUCCGCGGUGGAGGUUAGGAGCCCGGGGUUUUUUGAGGAAGUUCUCUUGGAUGAUGAUGUCAUGGCUAUUGUGGAGGAGGACUGCGAGCAAAAGGAGAUUGAUAUGGAAAGGUGCACGGAAUUAACACCUAUGCCGACUUAUCUCACUCCUGACAUUCCUUACCUGCUUAAAGCUAUUCGUCUAUGGUUAGAGGAAUUCUUUGAAUCAAAAGACGAUUCUAUAGGGAUUCCACCAUCGAUGGUAUGCCAGCUUUCUGAGUUCGAGACAGCCUUUGUACUGGAGAGAUUACCAACAACGAGUUGUAUCUGGAAUCCCGAUUAUCAAAGACAACGGAAAGAGGUAUGGACGAUCACAUCAUUUUGGGGACCCAAUCAACGAUCGAAAUGUAUAUGUAUACCUGAGGAGCCCGAUGAGAAUAUUUUGACACAUUCGAAUGAUAGUUGGUGUCCGAAAAAUAUGCCUGUGGAUUUGGAUUGGCCAUCAAGUCAUUAUGAAUGGGAUUACAGGACCCAUCGAUGGAUUACUCGUCGGGGGCCUGGCUGCAGAAAAGGUGGGCCAGCACACCUCCUGAAUGCUCUAGGCAAGACGAUAGUGCAUCUGAUGCCGGAUUUGAUUCAGACUCAGAUUCGGACGAUCAAAUUGCCGAGAGGAUUGAACGAAGUAAAAGGGAAAGAGCGCAAGAAGGAGAAAAAAGCCUGGGAAGAAAUCAUGGGUAUGACUGGUUUGAAGAACGUGAAAGAACACGUGAGGAAACUCAAAGCCAAAGUUGAGAGUUCGAUUCGGCAGAAUAUCGAUCUGGGAGAAGAGAGAUUUGGCGCAGUUUUUAUGGGUAAUUCAGGGACUGGAAAAACGACCAUGGCUAGGAUUUAUACUAAAUAUCUGUAUUCGAUGGGAAUCAUCAAGAGAGAUGAUAUUCUCAUGACAACAGCUGAUGGCGGUGUGAUGUUCAUCGACGAUGCAAUGACUUUAGACGAUUAUAGCAACGGAGGCAAGAUUCUCGAUUUUCUCUACCAGGAAAUCGAUCAGAAGAAAGGAUCUGCCGUUUUCAUUCUUGCGGGACACGAAAAAGGAAUGCGCAAAUUGUUAGGACAUGGCACAAAGAGUGUUGCCAGCCUGCUUCCCAACGUUCUCACAUUCGACGAUUUUACAGAGCCUGAAUUACUUGAAAUUCUCAAUUCGUGUAUCAAGAAGAGAUUUGAAGGGAAGAUGGAGGUUGAGGGUGGUCAUGAUGGACUUUAUAUGCGGAUUGCGGCGAGGAGAGUUAGUAGAACGAGAGGAGGCUCUCAGUUUGGUAAUGCUAGAGCUGUGGAAAAUCUGGUCGCGCAGAUCUGGGAGAGACAGUCUGCUAGGUUGUCUAAGAUUCGACAAGAGAGAGCUGCUAAGGCUGCGGAAGAAGAGGCUGCGAAGGAGAAAGAAGGCGAGGAGAAGACAGGUGAAGAGAAGGCAGGUGAAGGGAAGACGAUCGAGGAGAGUACUACUGGCGAACAGACCACCGGAGAAAAGCCGCGAGAUGAGCCUUUGGUAGAAAAAAAUUCUGAGACAGCACAUAAAUCUGACACCGAAGAGAAUACAGGUCAGGAAGCAAGUCAGGGAGACAAAAUAGAAGCAGAUACUGAUCCAAACGUCGUUGUUGCAAAGGAACUCAUCGAUGUACGGAAAGACGACAAAAUGACUAAGAGCGAGGAGACAAAGGAAGAAACCGGAAAAUCGCUUCGCGAAAGAUACACUAAAGCGGAGAUAUUGAAAAUUCCAGCCAGCAAUAAUCUUGGGAGCGAGACAAAAUCAAAAGAAGAGCCUGUUGUAGUGGUGGUUCCGGAACCAGCGGAAGUGCCAACGCCCAUAGACGCAAGUUUCAUAGAAGAGGUCAAAUCAGAAGAGCCAAAAUUAGAGGAAGAUACACCCUCGUCUACAAAAGACGAGGUAGUGGUGGAUGAGCAGGCAUCCUCGAAAGAGACAGUCCCAACGGAAGUAGAAAUCGAUAAAGAAUUAGAAACAAAAGACGAAGACCCCUCGAAAGUCGAAAAUAGUAAUGGAAACAAAGUUGAGGAGGACAACCCCUCCAAAGAUGGCAAAUUGGCCGAUGAAGCACAAGAUUCGACCGACAAAGAUUCAGAUUCAGGAUCAGAAACUGAGGAAACUCCAGCAAUCGAUCCAGAGGACCUCUUGUUUACAAAAGAAGAUAUACUCGGUCCAGAUCCUUCCGCUGCUAUUCUCAACAGUGAGGCUUGGCAGGAACUUCAAAAGCUUAUUGGUCUGGAGAAGGUUAAGGCUUCUUUGCUUACACUCCUUGAGCUCGUCAAGUCAAAUUAUCAGCGAGAGCUGGAAGAAAAACCUCUGCAUCAAUUUACCCUAAAUCGCUUAUUCUUGGGUCCAGCUGGAACUGGCAAAACAGUGGUUGCGAAGUUGUAUGCUAAAAUCCUUGGUGAGAUCGGUGUUCUCUCGAAGGGUGAAGUGAUAUUUCGUAAUCCUAGUGAUUUGAUUGGUCAAUAUAUUGGAGAUUCUGAAGCGAAUACGAAAGCUGCGCUUAACGCCGCAAGGGGCAAUGUGUUGGUCAUUGACGAAGCAUAUAUGAUGUACAGUGGGAACUCGGACGGCACUGGAAAUGAAAGCGACUCGUACAGACAAGGAGUCAUCGAUACGCUAGUUGCAGAAGUGCAAGGAAAUCCUGGCGAUGAUCUAUGCGUUCUCUUACUGGGAUAUAAGGAGCCGAUGCUGGAAAUGCUUAACCACUCGAAUCCUGGACUCAGUCGACGAUUCCCUAUCGAAAGUGCAUUUUGCUUCGAGAAUUUUUCGGUUGAUGAACUCGAGAAAAUCCUCCGCUCGAAAUUAGAAUUCCAUGUUCUUGAAGCUACAGAAGAAGCCAUCAAGGUUGCUAUGGAUGUACUCCAGAAAGCCCGGACCAGAUUAAACUUUGGUAAUGGUGGGGAAGUAGAGAAUUUAAUUGCGACUGCGAGAACCAAUUACCAAUUGAGAACGUCGAAAAUUCCAGUGGAAGAAAGAUCUAGUAUAUGGAUAUUCCAACCGGAGGAUUUCGAUCCUGAAUAUGAUAGAGGCAGAUCGGCGAAUGAGAACCUUCAAAGGCUUUUUGCCGAUGUCAUUGGGUGUGAGAAUAUAGUAAAACAGUUGGGACAAUACCAAAAUGUUUGUAAAGCCAUGAAAUUAAGGAAUAUUGAUCCAAGACAGUACAUCCCGACGAAUUUUGUCUUCAAGGGGCCACCAGGAACUGGCAAGACAACUACAGCACGAAAGUUCGCAAAAGUUUAUUAUGACAUGGGUUUCCUCUCCGACGAAACAGUCAUCGAGUGCUCAGCCAGCGACCUUAUCGGCAAAUACGUUGGACAUUCAGGGCCCAAAACCGCGAAGGUUCUAGAGAAGGCUCUAGGAAAAGUUUUAUUUAUCGACGAAGCAUAUCGUUUAGCACCCCAUACCGAAAGCCACAGUUUCACAUCCGAAGUCGUAUCAGAACUCGUUGAUCUGCUCACAAAACCCAAAUUUCACGGAAACUUAAUUGUGAUCCUCGCUGGUUACGAGGACGAAAUUAACUCCUUAUUGUCAGCGAAUCCUGGACUCGCAUCACGAUUCCCAGAUGAAAUGAACUUCCCAGCUUUGACGCCCCUGCAUUGUUUGCAGAUUUUGGAAAUCAAAUUGCGGCUUGCGGGGAUUACUAUUCCGAUACUGAAGCAAACCGAACAGAGAGAAUACGAACAAUUAUUGCGAGUGAUGACGUUCUUAACAGCAACGCAUAGCUGGGGUAAUGCUAGAGAUGUGGAGACAUUAGCGAAGGCGAUUUGCAGAACUGUGUUUUUGGAAAUGGCGGUAGAAGGAGAGUUGGUUUGUACAGCAGAGAAUGCGACGAUGGCGAUAGAAGUUAUGUUGCAUGAGAGAAGACAAAGGGCGUUUACGGCAUUGCCGCCACCUAGAUACGAAUAGAAAUGGGAAUUGGAAAUGGGGGAGUAGGGGAACAGGAAAAUCGAAUCUUGGGGGAAUGAAUUUCUGGAUUCGAUCUUUGGUAAUGCUGACAAAUAGAUCACUGAUGAUUUUAAUAAAUAUGAUUUUAAC
This is a messenger RNA of Botrytis sinoallii, 4506 nucleotides long. RefSeq lists its product as uncharacterized. Gene Ontology annotation, molecular function: ATP hydrolysis activity; ATP binding. The transcript is spliced from 3 exons. NCBI's taxonomy places the organism in Eukaryota, Fungi, Ascomycota, Leotiomycetes, Helotiales, Sclerotiniaceae. The record is from RefSeq and is a predicted model, not a curated record. Bases 1 to 4377 code for a protein of 1458 amino acids.